UGCAGCCGCUGCGUCCGCCGCCGCCUCCGCUCCCUCUCCGACCGCCAUGCCCCCCGUCGACGGGGAGGACGUGGUGGCCGAGGGAGUUAGGGAUUUAGGUAGUGUACAGUUGGAGGGUUUGGCCGAUUUGAAACCUUCAUUUUUGUGCUCCGAUGGGAGCCUGACUGUUCAUGCUGGUGAAAGAUUAGGUCGUGGUAUUGUCACAGAUGCAAUCACCACCCCAGUUGUCAACACAUCUGCCUACUUCUUCAAGAAAACUGCUGAGCUUAUCGACUUCAAGGAGAAACGCCAUGCGAGUUUUGAAUAUGGUCGGUAUGGAAACCCGACGACUGUGGUUUUGGAAGAAAAGAUAAGUGCACUUGAAGGGGCUGAAUCAACCUUGAUUCUGGCGUCUGGCAUGUGUGCAAGUACUGUUAUGCUGUUGGCUUUGGUUCCUGCUGGUGGACACAUUGUGACAACAACAGAUUGUUACAGGAAGACAAGGAUAUUCAUGGAGACUUUUCUUCCUAAGUUGGGGAUAACGGUCACUGUUAUUGAUCCUGCUGAUAUCGCGGGACUUGAAGCUGCAGUGAAUAAAUACAAGGUUUCUCUGUUCUUUACUGAGUCCCCAACCAAUCCCUUCCUGAGAUGUGUCGACAUCAAGUUAGUCUCAGAAAUAUGCCACAGAAAAGGAACUCUUGUCUGCAUAGAUGGUACCUUUGCAACAGCUCUCAACCAGAAGGCCCUCGCCCUUGGUGCCGAUCUUGUUGUGCAUUCUGCUACAAAAUAUAUCGGAGGCCACAAUGAUGUUCUUGCUGGAUGCAUCAGCGGACCAAUGAAGUUGGUGUCGGAAAUUCGCAAUUUACAUCACGUGUUGGGGGGAACGCUUAAUCCGAAUGCUGCCUACCUAAUCAUUCGAGGCAUGAAGACUAUGCAUCUUCGUGUAAAGCAACAGAAUUCAACUGCGUUGAGGAUGGCCCAAAUUUUAGAGGCACAUCCCAAGGUGAGCCAUGUCUAUUAUCCGGGCCUACCUAGUCAUCCCGAGCAUGACAUCGCCAAGCGACAAAUGACUGGUUUUGGUGGCGUGGUCAGUUUCGAGAUUGACGGAGACCUCGACACAACUAUCAAGUUUGUCGAUGCUCUGAAGAUUCCUUACAUCGCUCCGUCAUUUGGUGGAUGCGAGAGCAUUGUGGACCAACCCGCCAUAAUGUCCUACUGGGAUCUAACGCAAGAGGAGAGGCUCAAGUACGGAAUAAAGGACAACCUGAUUAGAUUCAGCUUUGGAGUGGAGGACUUUGAGGACGUGAAGGCUGACGUUCUUCAGGCACUGGAUGCCAUCUGAUCUGAAGUUUCGAAUUGAGUUAAGUCCAUGUCAUUCUCUUCUGUUCCGUUUGUCUUUCCCUGUUUGUCUUUCAUAAAACGCAGAAUCUGUUCUCUGUGGCAUCGCUCUGUUAAGUUAAUUAUCAACGGAUAUUAUGGUUAUUGCUCCACUUGUUACGUUUUUUGGGUUCGA
Molecule: messenger RNA, 1492 nt
Organism: Tarenaya hassleriana
Lineage: Eukaryota; Viridiplantae; Streptophyta; Magnoliopsida; Brassicales; Cleomaceae
Product: cystathionine gamma-synthase 1, chloroplastic
Exons: 11
Coding region: 47-1321 (424 amino acids)
Biological process (GO): transsulfuration
Cellular component (GO): chloroplast
Molecular function (GO): cystathionine gamma-synthase activity; pyridoxal phosphate binding
Source: RefSeq, a predicted model, not a curated record